GUCUGGUCCUACGGCUACACGUUGCUUGUGUGAGACAGGGUAGUCCUCCGGAUGAACGCUUGAUUUUAUGAAGCUGGUUUGUAGUAUUGCUGCUGUAUUAGUAAAUACAUCUAGAGGAGUUCACGGUUCAGUCGCAGCUCGUCGGAUCAGUGCAGAGAUGUUUAAAGAGCUCAAGACAAAAGUAUUGCGUCUGUUACCGCCGACCUCCAACGGACCGACGGUCCAUCGGGACGAGACAGAUGGUGCUGAAAUCCUGAGUUGCACAGUAAAGGCCCUGAAAGAGGGUCACAUUGUUGCGGUGCCCACAGAUACCAUCUAUGGCCUGGCAUGUCUGGCCCAAAACUCCGACGCCGUCAGAAAAACGUAUGACACUAAAGGACGAAACGGACAGAAGCCGCUGGCCAUCUGUGUAGGGGAAAUUCAGGAUAUCUAUAAGUACUGCAAGGUGAUGGUGAAAAAAGAGCUGUUAGGUGACCUGCUCCCUGGUCCUGUCACCCUGGUGUUUGAAAGGUCUGAAGAACUGAACGCAGACCUGAACCCCUUUACAUCACUUGUAGGUGUACGUAUCCCAGAUCAUCCCUUUAUGAGGCAACUUUGUCAGAUGUGUGGGGAACCACUGGCACUCACAAGUGCCAACAUCAGCUCACAGACCAGCACAGUGGAAGUACAUGAGUUCCAGGAGCUCUGGCCCAAACUAGCUGUGGUUGUUGAUGGUGGACCGAUAGGAGACCAGAGCCGCCUCGGAUCAACAGUAGUCGACCUGUCAGUACUUGGCAAAUACAGCAUCAUCAGACCAGGGUGUGCCCUUUCUUCUACGGUUGAUGUGCUCGAGCGCAAAUAUGGACUGUCAGAGCACUCUGGGUAAGAAUGACCUUUGAACUCUCCACACUCCAAAAAUCACGCACAACCAGCUCUGACCCGGGGCUACUUGGGAGAAGAUGAAUCCGUGAAUCAGCCUUUGCCGGGGAAGACUGUAUCUCAGGAGGACUGCAACUGCUGAUGGACGAUUUUGUUCCAGUGGCAGCUUCAGUGUCUUGGGUAUCUUUCCUUAUGUCUUAGAUGAGCAUAUUUUGUAUGUUUCUGUCAUUACAUUAUUUGGGAAUUUAAGCUUUAAACUAUCAUUUAUACAGAAAAAGGUCAGCUGUAUAGUACUUUAAGUAAUGUGGUCAUGGGAGAAAGAAUGGUUUGAGCCAGCCUUUUUGCAACACGAUCAGAGCUGUAGUAAACACAUUUUAAUGGUCUGAUUGAAUCUGUGUGAUAAAUUAAAUCAACUUUUUAUUUAAGGGGGCUGUAAACUGUUUUCUGUUUGUUUUUUCUGUUUGUUUGUUUGUUUGUUUUUUAAUCCUCUUUUUUUAUGACAGCGUGAAGAUUGCACUUCAAUUGUUAGCAUCAACACUUACAGUAAAUCCUGUUUUACAUUGUAGACUUCUAAUACUGGCACAUUUGAGUUGUUUCGGUUGGCACAUGGAUAUAAUUUGUAGAUUUCCUCUCAUUUGAAUGUUAAUAAUUGGAGUACAUGAUUAAAUCUUCAGUGUCUGAUUGGACCUUGAUUAACAGAUGGUACAACAUUGGCAAAUCCACAAUAAAAUUAUAUAUUUUUUCCCAGUCUCACAGUUUCGUCCAUGCACAAGAAGCUAUCUGAGAUUUAUUUCUGUCUUUAUCCACUGGUGUCUGGAUUUUCACUCAAAACAGCUUCUUAAUGGAGGGUGAAAUCAAUAGAGCAAUGUUAAGUGUUUAAAAAGGAGCAGAAACCACUUACUGGCAACCUGGACAGGGAAAUCAACUUCGGAUCAUUCAGAGAACGCACUUUUAUUCUCAAAGACGCCUGUCUCUGCGAAACCUUUCAUUUUAAAAGCUAUCAGAAUCUUAAUCAAGUCUAUACAGAUUGUGCCCCAGAGUGCCCCAGUCAGUGGGCAGGUUUAUAUUCAUUAAUGCGUUCAAUCACUUUGAGCCAUAGACUUUCAUGUCCUGACUUCUUGCUUCAGUGGAGAAAAAAAAAAGCAGAGUCCCAUAUGCUUACAGUGAAGUCUUUUCAUAUAGGAAUUACCCAAUCUUCAAUUGUAUUUGGGUAGAUAUCGGGUCUGUGGUGUAGUACUUGACACGUUAUAUGGGAAAGAUCCCCAGCUUGAGACAAAGAGGAGACACAAUCCCAGCCUCGGGGACUCACAAGCUUGUGCUGAUGAAUGGGAGGGUUGUGUUAAUAGUACCUAGAGUAAAAUCUGUGCCAGAGGCCUCAGGAAAUAAAGGAGCGGUUGAAAUUACCCAAUUUUAUUUGGGUAGAUCAGAAAUGAGUAUUCUUGGUAAGUUAGUUUGUUGGUGAAGGAUGGCAAGAGUAAAAGAGUUUAUGAGAUGGUAGUGAGACCUGUUGUGAUAUAUGGUUUAGAGACAGCGGCAAUAACGAAAGGGUAAGUUGUCACGCUGGAGGUGGAGUAAAAGAUGUUAAGAUUUUACUGGCAGAAUGGGACAGGAUUAGAAAUGAGGAUAUCAGGGUGACUCUCAGUGUGGAGGCAAGGUUAGAGAGGCGAUGGUGGAUGUGCUGGACGAAGGAUGCUGAAGAUUGAUGCUUUCAGGCAGGAGGACGUGCAGAUGGUUGGCGUGACAGAGAAAGAUGUUAGAGAUCGAGUGAAAUGGAUGCAGGGGAUCUGCUGUGAGAAACUGUCAUGUUCUGUUCUUUUUACAAGUUGAGCUAACAUGCUAUAAUGUUCCAAAUUUAGCUUUACAAAUUAUGUCUUUUUCAGUUUUUUUCUCUCUCUAUGCAAAGCCAUCUUUCCUGCCUUUUCCAGCUUUCUCUUUACUGAUUUUAAUCUCACAACAAAAAGCUCCAAAUAUUAAAGGAU
Messenger RNA from Neolamprologus brichardi, 2837 nucleotides. It is a transcript of the gene yrdc, whose product is annotated as yrdC N(6)-threonylcarbamoyltransferase domain containing. The record is from RefSeq and is a predicted model, not a curated record. Gene Ontology annotation, molecular function: double-stranded RNA binding; nucleotidyltransferase activity; tRNA binding. NCBI's taxonomy places the organism in Eukaryota, Metazoa, Chordata, Actinopteri, Cichliformes, Cichlidae. Gene Ontology annotation, biological process: regulation of translational fidelity. Gene Ontology annotation, cellular component: cytoplasm.